Molecule: messenger RNA, 957 nt
Organism: Ylistrum balloti
Lineage: Eukaryota; Metazoa; Mollusca; Bivalvia; Pectinida; Pectinidae
Exons: 1
Coding region: 79-957 (292 amino acids)
Source: RefSeq, a predicted model, not a curated record
GCGCUCCCGUUAAACGGAUAUAUUGUUUACGAUUGUACCGACGAACAUCCGGGAUUAUGUGGUGGAUGGUCAGAUCGCAUGUCGGGCAUGUUCAGUGCUUACGUCAUUUCCCAGAUAUUGCGUAAAAAAUUUCUGAUAAGUUACACUCGAUCGAGUAACUUGACUGAUUAUCUUAAUCCAAAUUCAUUUGAUUGGAAAUAUAACUCGUCAAUUCUCAAAGGAAAGUCUGCGGAUUACCGCGAUUUAUUUUGUAAAGUUCCGGAUGCAAUUCGGGAAAGAAAUUUAACAGGCCUUGCAAGCAUGUUCACAAAGGAUGUCAAUUUCGUACGUAUGAACUGGGAUUAUACCGAACACUUUAGAAAGUUUCUAGGUUUGCAGAACGUCAUACCAUGGUUGUUAGAAUUACAUUAUGCCGAUAUUUAUUUAAAGUUUUUCAACACCCUCUUCAAACCUACAAACAUGAUAACUGAAGCAGUAAACAAGACUGUACAAAAUGUAUCAAAACUUGCCUGUGCUCAUAUUCGUAUGGGUGGAAGUGACACGAUACCAGGAGAUGACACGCAUACAGAAGGGAAACAACUUAAACAUGUCUGGAACUUUCUUAAGGUCAUGGAAGCCAGAAACUAUAGCAUUUUUAUUGCAACCGAUGCACAAAUUGUACGGGAGAAGGCAAAUGCAUUAUUCAAACACCUCCUAGAGGCUGAAGGACGAAUCCUACACAUAGACUGGGGAGCUACUGGGGAUGACUUAGUUAAUGGUUAUAAGAAAGUUGUUGUAGAUUUCUUUGUUCUCACGAAAUGUGAUGUGUUAGUUUUAACGAAGAGUGGGUUUGGAAUAAUGGCCGCGUACCUGAAUUCCGAUGUAUCAAAGUUGUACUGUCUAACAGCAAAUGAGUUGGUGCCGUGUUCUCGGUAUACGAUACAUAACUACUACCCCGGCGAUUUACUUUCCCACUAG